Messenger RNA from Aphis gossypii (cotton aphid), 859 nucleotides. Its product is annotated as probable endoplasmic reticulum-Golgi intermediate compartment protein 3. The coding region runs from base 73 to 405 and encodes 110 amino acids. The record is from RefSeq and is a predicted model, not a curated record. The transcript has 3 exons. Gene Ontology annotation, cellular component: endoplasmic reticulum membrane; endoplasmic reticulum; COPII-coated ER to Golgi transport vesicle. Gene Ontology annotation, biological process: endoplasmic reticulum to Golgi vesicle-mediated transport; retrograde vesicle-mediated transport, Golgi to endoplasmic reticulum. Lineage: Eukaryota; Metazoa; Arthropoda; Insecta; Hemiptera; Aphididae.
AUUUAAUUUAUUAAAUUAAUAAAAUUAAUCUUAAUUUUAGUAUUUUUGUUUUUAUCAUUUUUAGGAGCAGUUAUGUUUCAGUAUUAUUUAAAAAUUGUUCCAACUCUUUAUCAAAGAAGAGACCUAUCAACAUUGUCUACUAACCAGUUCUCAGUGACCAAACACAAGGUCCUGGCAUUCGAUAAAGGUCCAUCAGGUGCUCCUGGAAUAUUUUUUAGUUAUGAAUUUUCACCAAUUAUGAUCAAGUUAACUGAAAAACCAAGGUUAUUAGGUCAUUUGUUCACCCAGUUUUUAUGCAAUAUCAGUGGAGUUUUUAUUUGUUUUUGGAUCAUUGAUAUAUUUAUGUACAAAGUAUCCAAGGUAUAUAAUAUACGCAAGAAACAAUUACCUAAUUCUAAUGAUUAAAAUGUAUUGUUAUCUGUUAUAUCAGUGGCGUAUUUUUUGAUAUUUAUGUGUUUUAAUAAUAGUCAAUUUCUUGAUUUUUGAAUAUAAUGUAAUUAAAUUAUAAUAUAAAAUAGACACAAUGGAAAGGUGAAAGUUUUUUUUAAAGGAUACAUUUUUGACAAUUUUCAUAAAUUGUAAUUAUCUAUUACACUUUAAAAUACUUCUAGUAAGUAUCUUAUACUAUAUUGUCAACUGUACACCAUAAUUGUAACCUGGGCUCACUCCUGUUUAUCUUCAAUAAAUAAAUAAAUAAAUGAUUAACAAUUGAGGAAUUAUAUUUUUCAACAAAAUAUAUUUCAAAUACAAAUAUAAAUAUCUAGCCAAAAUAUGCCACUGAUAAAAGUAAUAAAAUAAAUUAUUGUAUUCAAGUAUAUUUAAUAAAAAAAAUUCAAAAAACAUAAUGAUGUACAAUUUA